Molecule: messenger RNA, 2087 nt
Organism: Octopus bimaculoides (California two-spot octopus)
Lineage: Eukaryota; Metazoa; Mollusca; Cephalopoda; Octopoda; Octopodidae
Product: UPAR/Ly6 domain-containing protein bou
Biological process (GO): positive regulation of voltage-gated potassium channel activity; sleep; regulation of synaptic transmission, cholinergic
Source: RefSeq, a predicted model, not a curated record
CUUAGAACUAAGGGUAAUUAGAUCUGUUUUGUUAACACCGAUAUUGGUUUUAAACCGAAGACUUUCGCAUUCCUGAAUCAUGACAGCUCAUCUAUGUAUGAGAAGGGGUCAUUGGGUAUAUUUAACAGUACUGUUGUUAGUUUACAUUAAUUCUGUUCAAGCAUUGAACUGCUAUGUGUGCAAUUCAACAUUGGAUGACAACUGCAAUGCAAAAUUUGAAAAGACUGAGAUAAACCCUGUAAAGCCGCAACAUUGUAAUGUCUACAAUGCCAAAUAUUGCAUCAAAGUCUAUGGAAUGUGGGGAGGUGUGGUUGGCACUCAUCGAUUUUGUAGUUCCCGUGAUAUGGGCGAACAAUGUCAAGACAUUUGGUAUGCCGAUCAUGAGCGUAUGUACAGAUCCUGCGUAUUCACUUGUUCUGGUGACGCCUGUAAUGCCACAGAAAGACUUUCAACAAAAUGGUACCAUAUAUCUGCAGGAAUGAUUUUGAGUCUUGCCUGUAUUCUUUUCACUUCAAAUUUACAUUAGUGUCUGUGAACAUUUUUUCUUUUUUUUAUAACAGUGCAUAUUUGAACUCUUCUAUUGAUUUCAUAUUACCAUAAAUGAAGAGGUAAAAAUGUAUUUUAGUAUAUCAAUUUCCGAUAUACUAUUGUCUCUUUUUGUAAAUGUAAAGAUAAAGUGUGAGCAUAUAAUAACAUCAAUAAAUGAUUUAGAGACACCUAUGUAAUGCAAAAAGCAUUAAGAGAGAUUUCAUAUAUAUAUAUUUUGUAUAGUUUGUUAUAUAUGUCUUCUUUUUCUUUAACAAUACAUAUGUUUUAUACUUUGCUUUCUUCAUUAGAAUCAUUUCAGAGAAGCAGUUCAUAUCAAAUAUUAAAUGAUAAUUAAUCAAGUCAAUUUGUAGACUGUUUUGCUACUUUCAAAGAUGGUAGUGAAACCUUCCAAAAUACUUCAUAGUUUCUAUGUUAAUACAUGAGCAAGACUGAAUAUUGUGUGUGUGUGUAUGAGACAUAAUAAUUCCAAUGAUCUGGAUCAGUGUUUCCCAAACCUUCUCUCGGGAACCCUUGAAAUACAUUCUUUAUCUGAGGGAACCCCUACAUAUGAUUAGUAUUAAUCUUUAUUAAUGUUUUUUUUUUCCUCUUUCAUAAAGUAAAAUUUCAUAGGAGAUUAAGCAAAUUAUAAAACUGUUUUUGAUAGAUUUUGCACUGUGAAACCUACCAGUUGUCACAAAAAUAUUAGAAAUUCCAUUUUAAUCAAAUGCUUGGUUAGAAUCCCUUAAAAAUUCCUUAUUAUGAGGUUAUUUUCCUCAUCAAGUUACCUUACACCUCACAGCUGCCAGAAUUUUCCUGUUUUAGGGAAUAAUCUUAUAUGUCCAUAUAAUAAUACUACAAACAAGAAGUAAAAUUAAAUGUAAAAAUGAUUCAGAAAUAUAUUUGAUUACUAUUAGCCAUUUAUUAUCACCAUUUCUGAUGGAACCCCAAGAAACUUCUCACAGAACCCCUAGUAUUCUCUCAUGGAACCCUAAGGCUCCUAAGUACCCUAGUUGGGAAACAAUGAUUUUAAUCAAUGAAUAAUGCUCUAUUACAUCUGUCUAUGAAUCAAGGACUUCCAUUUUUGCUAAACCUUUGUAAAUUACAUCAACACAUGUUAUGUAUGCUUGUGUUUGCAUUUUGAAUAUUAAAAUGUUAUAAUGUAGGAAAUCGUAUACUAUGACUAUUUUUUAUAGAGUGAGAUAUGUGGCCAACAAAACAAAUAUAUUAAUGCAUUCACAUAUUUGCCUUAAUAUUGCACCAAAAUAUGGUGUUAGUUGAAUGUUCUUUUUCUCAAGUUGUUUAUAUCCCAUUUUUUAUUAUCAUUACAAUUAUCAAUACUCUGAUUGUGGAUAAAAAUUGUCUUGGAAAGUUUGUGUAAAUCUUCAUUGUAUUUCUUUGAUUGAUCUUAAGUCUUAGGGUUUUAUAGAACUUGAGCAUUUCUUUUGCAUAAUUUUUGUUAAUUUUCUUGCAAGUUCUAUGACAUUUUUCUUCACAUGUACUCAACCCUCUCUCUUCCUCUCUCUCCACACACACACACAUAUAUGUAUGUGUGUAUAUAU